Molecule: messenger RNA, 1230 nt
Organism: Kuraishia capsulata CBS 1993
Lineage: Eukaryota; Fungi; Ascomycota; Pichiomycetes; Pichiales; Pichiaceae
Exons: 1
Coding region: 1-1230 (409 amino acids)
Cellular component (GO): nucleus
Molecular function (GO): zinc ion binding
Source: RefSeq, a predicted model, not a curated record
AUGGAAAAAUCCACGACAAAUGCAAUAUCCAACAUAUUGUCGACUAUAACGAUAUCACCCUCGGGUCUUUCCCUGCACCAUCAUCUCCUACACAAAAAGAAGUCCUUCUCACCUCGUACAAAAUCCAUCGAGUCCAUCGGAAAGAGGCGAUUGUCAGAUGAAAGUUUGAGACUCAAUGCUGUUCGUUCGAAACGGAACCAUUUGCGGAAUCCAGGCUGUGGCUCCAGUUCGAGUAGCCAGCAGACGUUUAACCCGUAUGACACUUCCCAGCUGCUUGAAAGGAUGUCAACCUUCGAGAUAUUAAGAUGGACUAUAGACGAUCAGAGACUAACGCCUUUGGAGUGUUCGCGAUUUGGGUGGCACUGUGCUCGGAAAAAUGAGUUAGAGUGUUCCACAUGUCAUGCAGUCAUGAUGGUUAAGCUUGAUGUAUUGUCUUCCACAAGCGCGUUAUUCUUUGAGGAUGAGGAUCCGGAAGAUGAUGUCGAUCAGGAAGAGGAGUCGCGUCAGUUGCAGUUUAGAUUAGUGGAUAAUUACUUGCAGAGACUACAUUCGGACCAUUUCGUGCAUUGUCCCUGGAAGAACAAAGGCGUUCCUUUGUCUUAUUAUCUAUUUGAUUACACGGACACGAGUACGCAACUUGCGAACUUGGAAAACACUCUUUUGGAGCUACAAGACAAUGUCGACCUCCUGAGCACCAGGAGUUUCAAAUUGGCUCUCGACGACAGCGUUAUCAACGACUUACAAGCAUGGACUAAUGGCAAAAUCGGUAAGCUGGCAGCUACCGUUGGACUUCUCGGGUGGGAACUGAAAAUUCAGACUUUCGGUACAAAAAAGCUGAGCUUGCUGAAAUGUCCGAGAUGCUUACGGCGAAUCCUGUUGUCGGAAGUAAGCAAUGCUAAGUUGCAGAGCAUUCCUCCGAACGGAGUCCUGAUGCCCAUAGAUUUCCCACCAGAACUGGGAUCAGAAAACGACGAAAGCGACGAAAACGAAGAGGAAAUCAACGUGAUCGAGGAGCACCAGCCAUGGUGCAGCUUUGUGGCUUUGACCGAACAUGAACACAUACAAGGAUAUAAACUUAUCAUGGCAAUGAUACAGAGCAACAAGAACGGUCUCGGUACGUCGAUACCGUCUACACCAUUAGACAGAGACAACGACGAGAUCAUGUCGGAUGCGGACAUGUCAGUAAACGAGAGUCUGAGCAGGUUGGAAGAUUUGAAGAAGCUGUUUUGA